CCACAGCCGCUCCCUCGCAAUAACUCAAGCAUCAUGGCAAAUUUCAGCAUCUUCCUCAUGCGUCUGCUGCUGGUCACCAUGACCCUGGCGGCAGCUGCCGCUUAUGUGCAGGUCGAACAAAUAUCCCCUAAUGGGGAUGAUUAUGCCUAUCCACCUGAAAAUAACGACGAUUUGCCACCAGAACAAUCACCCGAGGAACGCAAGUUCUUGGAUGGAUGCGUGAAGCAUUUCACGAACGAGUGUGGGAGAGAGAUCUUCGUGAACAUGUUCGAGCAUUAUGGUCCUGUGACAGACAAGUGUUGCAGCCAGCUUGUGGCUGCUGGAGAAACUUGCCACAUUACUAUGGUGAACGCAUUGUUCGUGCUGCCUGAAUUCAAGUCAAAGGCAUCUUCGGGUAUCCCCAAAAGCAAGCAAAUAUGGAAUGAAUGUGCCUGGAUCGUUUCAAGGGAAUCUCCCUCUCCAUCCGCAAUUCCCCUUGAAAAUUAAUUAAAUUCUAUGUCAUCUACUUCAAUAAUAACAUACGAAAUAAUUU
Molecule: messenger RNA, 532 nt
Organism: Rubroshorea leprosula
Lineage: Eukaryota; Viridiplantae; Streptophyta; Magnoliopsida; Malvales; Dipterocarpaceae
Source: the annotation of a GenBank genome assembly